AUGGCAAUUGAAGAGAGAGAUGGAGGGUACGAGAGAGAUGGAGGGAACGAGAAUGGAGGGUACGAGAGAGAUGGAGGGAACGAGAAUGGAGGGUACGAGAGAGAUGGAGGGAACGAGAAUGGAGGGUACGAGAGAGAUGGAGGGAACGAGAAUGGAGGGUACGAGAGAGAUGGAGGGAACGAGAAUGGAGGGUACGAGAGAGAUGGAGGGAACGAGAAUGGAGGGUACGAGAGAGAUGGAGGGAACGAGAAUGGAGGGUACGAGAGAGAUGGAGGGAACGAGAAUGGAGGGUACGAGAGAGAUGGAGGGAACGAGAAUGGAGGGUACGAGAGAGAUGGAGGGAACGAGAAUGGAGGGUACGAGAGAGAUGGAGGGAACGAGAAUGGAGGGUACGAGAGAGAUGGAGGGAACGAGAAUGGAGGGUACGAGAGAGAUGGAGGGUACGAGAGAGAUGGAGGGUACGAGAGAGAUGGAGGGAACGAGAGAGAUGGAGGGAACGAGAAUGGAGGGUACGAGAGAGAUGGAGGGUACGAGAGAGAUGGAGGGAACGAGAAUGGAGGGUACGAGAGAGAUGGAGGGUACGAGAGAGAUGGAGGGAACGAGAAUGGAGGGUACGAGAGAGAUGGAGGGUACGAGAGAGAUGGAGGGAACGAGAAUGGAGCGUACGAGAGAGAUGGAGGGUACGAGAGAGAUGGAGGGUACGAGAGAGAUGGAGGGAACGAGAAUGGAGGGUACGAGAGAGAUGGAGGGUACGAGAGAGAUGGAGCGUACGAGAGAGAUGGAGGGUACGAGAGAGAUGGAGGUACGAGAGAGAUUAUGGGACAGGGCAAAGGGAGAUAG
Molecule: messenger RNA, 840 nt
Organism: Mizuhopecten yessoensis (Yesso scallop)
Lineage: Eukaryota; Metazoa; Mollusca; Bivalvia; Pectinida; Pectinidae
Product: protein argonaute-2-like
Exons: 2
Coding region: 1-840 (279 amino acids)
Source: RefSeq, a predicted model, not a curated record